ACCCUAAGAAAUAUUACAGUGGAAGAGCCACUACUACCCCAAGUACUAGCCCUUGUUUAGAUGUAACUUUCAAGUCGAGUCGAUGUAAUUCAGCAUACCUGUUCCAGUUGUACAACUGAAAAUAAAGUUAAAUAGCUGACAGCCACUACAUCAUAAUAUAUAAAGUUUCAAUAUUUUCAGGAAAGUCAUCAGAUUGAAGGCAGCAAUUGAAAUUUGAAUUAGCAGAGGUUGGUUGUUAUAAUUAUAAGUUUCUGUGGACGUUAGGCAGAAGUUUUAAAAUGUCUAAAGAGUCCUUCCAAUCUGAAUUUGAAAAAGCUGUUCAAAUUAGAAAAACAACAGUCGAGUACAACAAAAUCGGAAUAGAAUGCGAGGUUUGCGAGAAAAUCUUCUUCAGGACCCACAACUUCACAGUCCAUAGUUGCGAGCAAGUGUUAAAAAAUAUUGUGUGUAUAGUUUGCCAGAAAAGAUUCUCAUCACAGUCCCGUUUAAAGCGUCAUUUGAUGGUCCAUUCGGGGGAAAAACUGUGCGAAUGCGAGAUCUGCAAACGGCGUUUCGCUCAAAAAUCCGACCUCACGAGACAUCGCAUGCUUCAUGCGGAAGUUCGCGUUAAUCCUUUAACAAACGAAAAAUCUUGCAAAUGUCGAUUAUGCGGGAAGGUGUUUCGAUCCACCGUAAACAUGGGAAUCCACCUUGCUCGCCAUAAGGUUGCUAAACCCUACAGGUGUAGAAUAUGUCAGCGAGGGUUUUCCAUUAAGUACAAUUUGAAACGUCAUAUGGACAUCCACCGAUAUCGGAAAAUGUUCAAAUGCGAGACGUGCGGGAAGUCUUUCCUUUCGAAAAUCAGCCUAGAAAAGCACAUGGAAGUCCAUGUAGAAAGUGCCCUUAAUGAAGACCCCCUUUCCAAACAAAAUCUCAUGUUACAGUGUCAAACGUGUUCCAGGAUUAUUUUGCACAAGUCCCAGCUACAGAGACAUUCUACAAACCAUCCAAAUUUUUUAUGUUUAAGUUGUAAAGAAUAUUAUAUGAAUUGUAAGUGUUCUGAAGAUCACAUUGACGAUAGCGAAGUAUCGAAAACCAGAAAUACCUACUCAAAAUCUAAAGGUAUUAAAACUGAAGACAGUGGUGUUCAGAAUCGUGCAAUUGUCACAGAUUUAGAUGAUCAGAUCAAGGAAGAACCUGCUAGAAUAUGCAAAAUUGAUAUGUUUAAUGACACAGAUCAAAAGUCCGUUGUUAGUGUUGCAAAAAAUGAACUCGAUGUUGAUGGAGGCGUCGUCAAAACCGAAUAUGAUCCUGUCGUAUUUAAAGAAAUAGAUGUUGAUGGAACCAUCAUCAAAACCGAGUAUGAUCAUGUUGAGUUUAAAGAAAAAGAUGAACCUGUGGAACUCGAAUUUUUGAAUCCAAAAGAGGAAUAUGUCGAUGUUGACGAGAAAUCUGCUAAAUAUGGAAAAAUAUUUAUAGAAGAAUCCUAAGAACUUCAGAAGACUGUGUUAGAUUUUGUACCUAGUACCUACGUGAAGAGAAAAAGUGCAAGAACUUAAAUCAAAGUUGUUUGUCGUUGUUAUUAACAUCCAAUUUCGAAGUACUGUUUAUUUUUUUUAAUCGUUUUACGACACCUACGAAUUGACGUUUGUUUAUACUAAAGCCUGUUUCUCAUGUUGGUUCGAUAAAUAAAUAAACGUUUA
Agrilus planipennis (emerald ash borer) is the source of this 1682-nucleotide messenger RNA. Its product is annotated as zinc finger protein 28-like. The transcript has a single exon. Bases 279 to 1469 code for a protein of 396 amino acids. Gene Ontology annotation, biological process: regulation of transcription by RNA polymerase II. The record is from RefSeq and is a predicted model, not a curated record. Gene Ontology annotation, molecular function: DNA-binding transcription factor activity, RNA polymerase II-specific; RNA polymerase II cis-regulatory region sequence-specific DNA binding. NCBI's taxonomy places the organism in Eukaryota, Metazoa, Arthropoda, Insecta, Coleoptera, Buprestidae.